ACACAUACAAUAUACAAGCUUUUGACUGGUUGAAGUUGUGACAAGAAUAAAUACUUAGAUUUAAACUCCAGUCGGCCCUGAAAAGUAUUAAUCACGAAGAAGUCAAGUGUCAUUGGUUUCUGCUCUCUGUGUGUGGACUAACUGCAGCCACUAGGCGUGAGCGCAUGCCCCGGGACAGGUGGUUGCGACCCUAACCUGGUUGUGGUGCUGGGCUGGCGUGCAUCAUGCAUCGGAGGUCCUCGGGCGGCCGGCUGGCGCAGGAGUGGGUGGCGUCGCCGCGCUCCGCCGGAGAGCAGCAGCUGACCCACCAGCGCGACGUGAUUGUGCACCGCGACAACACCGGCUACGGCUUCACCGUGUCCGGCGACACGCCCGUCUCCGUGCUCAGCGUCAAACUAGAUGGACCGGCGGCUCGCGCCGGUGUUCAGAUGCUGGACAUCAUCGUCAAGGUGAACGGCAAGUCGGUCAACCAGCUCAACCACCAGCAGGUCGUCAGCUCCAUCACCUCCAGCUCGAGCGUACUGCUAACUCUGGAGAGCUGCCGCAGCCCGCCCAGAAUGCCGAACGGAGCUGCCAGCACGCCGCCGCAGCGGCCGCUGCCGCCCAUCCCCAACCAGCAGCGAGAGAUCACGGGGCCGCAGCCAGUGGAUGCGGUGUCGCGGCGCCACUGGGCCUACAAGAAGUCGCACACCAUCCAGCUCAUGCUGGAGGAAGAGGAGCGGCACGUAGACUCCCUGCGCGCCCAGCUGGCAGCCGCCACCGGUCGAGCGGGCGAUAGCGGCCGGCUGCGAACCGAGCUCAGCAACGCAGAGGCCUGCUGUCGACUGCUGCGGCAGCAGCUCGACUCGCUGUCUGGCCCGCCGGCCGGAGAGCCAGCCGCAGCGGCGUCCCCUCUGACGGCGGCAGCUGCUCGCUCCCCCACGGCCUCACUAUCCCCCGCCGACACACCGCCGCCACUGCCGCAACGUAACCGGGCGCACACGACGGCCGGCACGCCGCUGUCUGCGGCGGCCGCCGGCCGGCUGGACGUGCCGCCGGCGCUGCCGCCGCGCACCUACCGCACCGACACUGCCUCCGCCGCCGCUACCGGCGGCGCCACCACCGGGGACCUGCAGCGGUCCGCGUCCUCCGCUUCAGCGCAGAACAAGAGCACAUCGCCGGCUCGCGCGGCCGUCUCACCGACCCACCAGCGCACAAAGUCCUCACCGGACCCCAUCAGUCUGCGAGCGGCCAUCGCCAAACGACGCGAGAGUCCGCGGCGGCUGAGCGCGGCCGAGUCUAUGGGUGACCUGGGCUCGGGUCGGCACGCCCGGUCAUCACACCACGUGGCCGGGGACGCCGAUAGUCCGCUGUUCACCCCACCCGGCACACCGCCGCCGCCCUAUGGAGGAAGCACGUGUGAUGUGGCCUCUGCGACGGCGGCCGGCGACUGGGACAGAUUCGACCAUGAGCCCGGGUCGGCCGGCAGCGGCGGAGGUCGCUCCUCGGCCAGCCGUCGUGUGCCCUACACGCGCUCCUUCAGCCUGACCAGCGCGGCGCCUCGAACACCGGCAUCGAACGGCGCCUGCUGCCAGUCACCAGACGUCUCCGGCGGCCCUUUCUCGCCCUCACAGGUGUCCGCGACCGACACGUCUGGCUCCAGUCCCGGCAUGGUGCAGCGGGUGAACCAGCCACACAUCAUGUCCAUAGAGGACGACGACCUCUCCGAACAGGAGUGUGGUCAGGAGGACCACGGGCCUUUCAACAGUCUGAAUAACCUGCUGCACGAUCACGCUCACCUAGCUGUCUUUAUGAAUUAUGUGAUAUCCAACUGCGAUCCCUCGAGCCUGUUUUUCUACUUAAUCAGUGAUUUGUACAAAGAGGGCAAUGCGAAGGAUAUGCGCCGCUGGGCGUAUGAGAUUCACUCCACUUUCUUGGUGCCUGAUGCUGUGAUGCGGGUUAAUGGCAUUGAGGAGGGUUCCCUACUGAAGAUAGACGAGAUCCUCCUCCGUGACUUGGACAAGGAGGAGAAACUGCGCACGAUAUUCCAGCGGGCACGGGCGCGAGCGCGAGAGGACAUCAACGACCAGCUGGCCGAUUUCCGCGGGAAGCGGACGGCCGGCCUGGGGGCCAUGUUCGGCCCCAAGGACUCUGAGCUGGAGGAGGCGCGGCACGACAAGGCGCGCGAGGGCCGCAUCAUCGAGGACGUGCUGGUCAAACUGCUGGAGACCGUCCACCAGUCCUCUGAGCUGGAGAACGCCUCGGAGCAGACGCAGACCCAGGCGUCCAGCUUGGCCACCAUCCUCUACAAGUACUUCAACUACCGCAGCCCGAGCCUGCAGCAGAUCGUCGAGAGCUGCCCCCUGUUCGUCUCCAAGGAGCGCUCCUUCAAGUCCAAACUGCUCAACAGGCAUAAAAAGCCGCCGGUGGUGCGUGGUCACCAGUUCCAGCUGCACCAGUACUACAUCGUCACCGCCUGUAACGCCUGCCAGGACUCGAUCCGCGGAAUCAGCCCGCAGGGCUAUCAGUGCGCACACUGUGAGAUGAACAUCCACAAGGCGUGCCUGCGGACUGUGGAGGAACAGUGUGUGGGCGCCAUCCCGCGCCGCGGCGGCGACAAGAUCAGCAACCUCAUGGCCAAAAUCAUGCCCGAACAGAGGAAGAAGACGGGCAACAGCUUCAACCUAGGUCAGAGCGACCGGUCCAAGAGGACGAGGGACGACUCACCGGACCAGGCGAUUGCCGAGACCGACCCGGGCGCGUCUGGUGACCGGGCAGUCCCCGCGAGCGGCCGGCCCGACCAGCGGCGACCAGACACAGUCACAGAAAAGGAUGAGCGGCGCGGCGACGAGCCGCUCGACGGCGCCGACGUCGGCUCCACCAACAGCGGUCCGCCGCAGAUCGGGAAGAAGCCGGCGUCGACGGCCAUCACCCGGUCCGAGAGCUACCGGGACCACCGCAACAGUCGGAGACACACACGAGAGAAGAGGAAACACAGCGACCCGAACAUCCCCAGCUCCAAAGUCAGUGAUGUCGAUCUCGACAGUCAGGGACUAUGCAACAACAACCACUCUGGGAGUUCGUCCAACUCCAGCCUCUCGGCACGCCAGGAGAGCCCGUCGGCGUCUCUGGACACGGUGUCGGUCGGGGGCCGGGUGGCCGGCACCCUGGCAGAGGGCACACCCGGCUGGGACUCGGAUAUGGAGGUGGACGCCGACCCGCCCGACUGGCAGCGCUCCAUUGACGCCGAGACCCGCCGCCACCUCCGGCCCAAGGAGAAACAGCGGCUCGAUGUCGUCAACGAGCUGUUCCACACAGAACGAACCCACGUUCGAAAUCUGAAGGUGUUGGUUCAUCUGUUUAACCGGCCGAUGAUCAACCUCAACAUUCUGCAACCCAACGACAUCAACCUGCUGUUCGGUAACCUCGAAGAAUUGUUGGAGAUUCACUCGAGGUUUAACGCGGCAAUGAAGAAGCGGCAGAAGGAGGACCCCAUGAUGGAGAAAGUCGGCGACAUUCUCGUCAACAUGUUCGAAGGCGAACAGGGCGAGAGCUUCAAGACGGCGGCGGCCGCCUUCUGCCGGUGUCAGUCGAUCGCGCUGGAGAAGCUGAAGACGCUCCAGAAGCGCGACCAGCGGCUGGCGGCGUUCCUGGCGGAGGCGGAGAGCGACCCGGUCUGCCGACGACUGCAGCUCAAGGACAUCCUGCCGACGGCCAUGCAGCGGCUGACCAAGUAUCCGCUGCUGCUGACCAACCUGGCCAAGUACACGGUCCGCGGCUCCGAGGACCACGCGCUCGUACUGCGCUGCUGUGAGAAGAGCAAGGCCAUCCUGGAGCAUGUCAACAAGGUCAAGGGUGAGACGGAGCGGCACGAGCGGCUGGUCGAGAUCCAGAACAAGCUGGAACAGAACGGCUUCAGCCGCGUCGACAACCCCAUCGUCAACGAGUUCAACGGCAGGCUAGACCUCACCAAGUACCGGAUGGUGCACGAGGGACCCGUCAUGUGGAAGUUCAGUAACAAAGGAAAGCACGUGGAGCUGCACAUGAUCCUGCUGGAGGAGUUCAUCGUGCUACUGCAGAAACAGGACGACAAAUACGUGCUCAAAUUCCACACCGUGACCGGGCGGGAGAUCAGCCCCAUCGUCAAAAACGAGAACAUCCUCGUACGACCAAUGGCCACAGAGAAACGCGCCUUCUUCAUCCUCCAUAAUCUGAACGUGGGUCCUCAGAUCUACGAACUACUAUUCGCCAGCUCCAGCGAGCGAGACCAGUGAGU
Messenger RNA from Amphibalanus amphitrite, 4255 nucleotides. RefSeq names its product rho guanine nucleotide exchange factor 11-like. Gene Ontology annotation, molecular function: guanyl-nucleotide exchange factor activity; G protein-coupled receptor binding. Gene Ontology annotation, biological process: G protein-coupled receptor signaling pathway. Gene Ontology annotation, cellular component: cytoplasm. The transcript is spliced from 31 exons. The coding region runs from base 225 to 4253 and encodes 1342 amino acids. The record is from RefSeq and is a predicted model, not a curated record. Lineage: Eukaryota; Metazoa; Arthropoda; Thecostraca; Balanomorpha; Balanidae.